Molecule: messenger RNA, 1002 nt
Organism: Pochonia chlamydosporia 170
Lineage: Eukaryota; Fungi; Ascomycota; Sordariomycetes; Hypocreales; Clavicipitaceae
Exons: 2
Coding region: 1-1002 (333 amino acids)
Source: RefSeq, a predicted model, not a curated record
AUGAGGAGCUUCUCUGGCAUGGCCAUGUCAGCCGUUUGUCUGUUCUCCGGAACACUGGGCGUCAGCAACUUCAUAUCAGCCAGCUCUAUUCUUCGAGCAGACGAUGUCCUGGAACGGCCAUUUUCAGAUGUUCUCAAUACUGCUUCUAUUCCCGUAGUGUUAAGCCGGCGACAAAUCAUCAACAAUGCCGCAGAGACAACAAAUGGGGACAUCAAGCUGAACAGCGAUGGCACCUUAAACAGGACGGCAUGGGAGGAGACUACAAAUGCAGCUUGUGUCAAGGCUCUUAUGCCACUUCCGCGGAGCACAAAUCCUUCAGGGAAUUGCAUCUGCUACAAUCUGCCGGCGCUGGACACAAACACAGGUGUAUUUGAAGCCGAGCUGCGACUGUACCGCAUUUCUGACGCUCGGGAUGCAUUUAGCGGUAUCCCUCCAGAAAAUGUUAAAGUUGCUUUGCAAUAUAACGGCGCGAGUGUCAGUCCUAUCUCAGCCACAGGCGCAAUAGGAAUCGGCAAUCAAACUCAAGUUCUCUCCCCACGAGAUGCUGUCAGCACCCCUCGACUGAUUCAAGCAUACAUGUUUGUGGGUCAAAUUGAUAAAGCAAAGAUGGCUCAGAACAUGUCCCUUGCCGCCUUCGAGGCCGUCCUCAUCCCAACUCUCUCAUUGACCGCCGCCAGAGCCGGCGGAGGCUCGGCUUCCACCAACGUCUCCAUGAACGAAGCUUCUUUCUUGACAGGAAUUUUUAGCAAGUCCAUGGUUAUGUCGGACUUUUCUGCUGCUCAAGCCGCCGUCACUGCCCAGCAAGAUCUCCUGCGCAACCGCACCAUUGCCUUCAUCUUACCGGGUACGCAGAUUAUGAUUUUCCCCAUUGGCACAAUCAUCACUUCUAUAUGGUUAGCCCUCGGGCUCUUUGCGUAUGGAUGGGGCACGUUGGAGAGAAUUGACUAUGCGGAAACAUACAAGAGACGCGUGGCAAGCAGCGUAGGGACACGGACAUUUUAA